AUGUUUGUGGAUCUUCGCUAAAGUCUGCGUUAGGCAAAACUCUGCAACGCCGUCGCUUUUUCAGCACAGAUGUCAACUUGGAUACGUUUGUUUUCCAAGCCCAUGGCUGAAAACAUGAGUGACAAUUUUGUAUAAUAAUGUUUAUUUUUUACUAAAAAUCCACCAAGAUAACUGACAGAAGUCCUGUAGAGGGAAGGAAGGGGAAAAUGGACCACGAAUUGGAGGACAUGGAUUCAGAAGGCCGGUGGCAGAACCUCUACUUAGAAAUCCGUAAUCAGUCUCAGGAAUGUUCUUUCAAAGUGGCGAAGUAUCCCGAGAACCGCAACCGUAACAGAUACAGAGAUGUCAGUCCCUUUGAUCACAGCCGGGUGAAGCUGGGGAGCUCGGAGAACGACUACAUCAACGCAAGCAUGGUGCCCGUGGAAGAAGCCCAAAGAAGCUACAUACUAACUCAGGGUCCUCUCAGAAACACUUGUGGUCAUUUCUGGCUGAUGAUCUGGGAACAGAAAACGAAGGCCGUCAUCAUGCUGAACAGAGUGAUUGAGAAAGGCUCGGAGAAGUGUGCGCAGUACUGGCCCACGCAGGAGGAGCACGAGAUGGCGUUUCUGGACACGCGCUUUGUUGUGAAGCUGCUAUCCGAGGACGUUAAGUCUUACUACACCACGCGCUUACUGGAGCUGCAGAACGCCAACACAGGGGAGAAGAGGGAACUCUACCACUUUCAUUACACCACAUGGCCCGACUUUGGCGUCCCAGAAUCCCCGGCGUCCUUCCUCAACUUCCUGUUUAAGGUGCGCGAGUCUGGGUCGUUAGGGGCGGAUCACGGGCCGGCGGUGGUGCACUGCAGCGCGGGGAUCGGACGAUCCGGAACCUUCUCCCUCGUCGACACCUGUCUCGUACUGAUGGACAAAAGGAAAGACCCGUCCUCUGUGGACAUUAAGAAGGUGCUGCUGGACAUGAGGAGGUACAGGAUGGGUCUGAUUCAGACUCCUGACCAGCUCCGCUUCUCCUACAUGGCCGUGCUGGAGGGAGCCAAGUGCAUCAUGGGAGAUUCAUCAGUACAGUGUGUGUGUGUGUGUCAGAAACGGUGGCAGGAGCUCUCCAGAGAGGAUCAGGUGUGUGUGUCCGACUCUCCGUCGCCACCCAAAUGUCCCUCAGAGCGCCAUAACGGCAGCCGUAAACCACGAGCAGACGACACGGGGGAAACGGAGGGAGCGAAAAAACCCACAAAAGACGAACGAGAAGCUGACGGAGACACGUGCACGGCGAACGCACGCAAGAGACCGAGAGAUGAGAAGAUCUCCAUUUCUGCUCAGAAAACUCCUCAGAAGCAGCUGAAGCCCAGAACAAAUGAGACGGAGAAGAAAAGGAAAAGAGCGAGAACGACCAGCGAUAUCUAACGCCUCGGCGACCACAGCAGGGAUCUCCAGACCAUAAUACUCCUGAACACUGUUUACAGCAUGGACUCUGAGGAGCGAGUGUGUCCUCAUACCCACACCCACACCCACACACACACACACCAGCAGGGCAGCGCUGGACUCGAGCGCGCUGCCGCGGCUUUGAUCUUGGUGUCAAUUCUAAUUAUUAUAUCUAUUUUUUUAUUUUAUUCGGAUUUCCACAGAAGCUGACGUUGUAGUCCUUUACGCUUCACCGAUUUGUAACCUUGUAUUUUUUUAUUGGACGAUGGAUGUUUUUGGGAGUUGUUUCUGAAAAUCUCUAUUAUUUUUUAUACCGGAGCUGACUGACGAUGCGUUCGCGCCCGAGACCUGCCGUGCUUUUAAAGCUACUUCGGUACGGCGGAAUUAAACGCGAGUAUUUUUGAUAAGACGACGUGUCCGCGUUACUGAGGAACAACAGAAAACCGUGAGAGUCUUAAGAAUUUCCUCUUUAGUGAAAUAAAACCACGCUGCAUUGUGGA
Molecule: messenger RNA, 1918 nt
Organism: Ictalurus furcatus (blue catfish)
Lineage: Eukaryota; Metazoa; Chordata; Actinopteri; Siluriformes; Ictaluridae
Gene: ptpn2b
Product: protein tyrosine phosphatase non-receptor type 2b
Exons: 10
Coding region: 207-1400 (397 amino acids)
Biological process (GO): protein dephosphorylation
Molecular function (GO): protein tyrosine phosphatase activity
Source: RefSeq, a predicted model, not a curated record